Molecule: messenger RNA, 519 nt
Organism: Nicrophorus vespilloides
Lineage: Eukaryota; Metazoa; Arthropoda; Insecta; Coleoptera; Silphidae
Gene: RpL27A
Product: 60S ribosomal protein L27a
Exons: 4
Coding region: 44-490 (148 amino acids)
Biological process (GO): translation
Cellular component (GO): ribosome; cytosolic large ribosomal subunit
Molecular function (GO): structural constituent of ribosome
Source: RefSeq, a predicted model, not a curated record
CGAGCCGCGUUUCCGAUAUUGCUUCCUUCACUUCGAUCCCACAAUGACUACCAGCAAGAAGAAGACCAGGAAGUUGAGAGGACACGUAAGCCACGGCCAUGGUCGUAUUGGCAAGCACCGUAAGCACCCUGGAGGUCGCGGUAACGCUGGUGGUAUGCAUCACCACAGGAUUAACUUCGACAAGUACCAUCCAGGUUACUUCGGCAAAUUGGGUAUGAGGAAGUACCAUUUGCGCAGAAACCACAGGUGGUGCCCUGCCAUCAAUUUGGAUAAAUUGUGGACUUUGGUCACUGAAAAGACUAGGGAAACCUACGAAAACCACCCAGAAGGCAAGGCUCCAGUCAUUGACUGCGUCAAAGCUGGUUAUUACAAGGUCUUGGGCAAGGGCCGCAUCCCCAAACAACCGGUUAUCGUUAAAGCCAAGUUCUUCUCCAAAACCGCAGAAGACAAGAUUAAAGCUGUUGGGGGCGCAUGCGUUCUCUGUGCUUAAAUUUGUAUUUAAUUAAAAACUUAAAAGAA